This is a messenger RNA of Theileria annulata, 450 nucleotides long. RefSeq names its product nucleoside diphosphate kinase, putative. Gene Ontology annotation, molecular function: nucleoside diphosphate kinase activity. Gene Ontology annotation, biological process: CTP biosynthetic process; GTP biosynthetic process; UTP biosynthetic process. The transcript is spliced from 2 exons. The coding region runs from base 1 to 450 and encodes 149 amino acids. The record is from RefSeq and is a predicted model, not a curated record. NCBI's taxonomy places the organism in Eukaryota, Apicomplexa, Aconoidasida, Piroplasmida, Theileriidae.
AUGGAAGAAAGAACUUUUGUAAUGGUUAAGCCUGACGGGGUUCAUAGGAAUUUGGUAGGUGAAGUUUUGAAGCGUUUUGAGUUGAAGGGUUUGAAAUUGGUUGCUGCCAAGUUCAUGAUGCCUUCUAGAGAAUUGGUUGAGAAACAUUAUUCCGCACAUGAAGGAAAGCCUUUCUUCGAUGAACUCGUCAGCUUUGUAGGACAAGGACCUGUUUUCUGUACUGCUUGGGAAGGUCCUAAUGCCGUUAAAGUCGGUCGAUCACUUCUAGGUGUUACGAAUCCCGUUGAUAGUGCACCUGGAACUCUUAGAGGUGAUUUUGGGUUAACAUUGAGUAAAAAUCUUGUUCACGCUAGUAGUUGUUUGGAAGAUUCCGUAGCCGAGUGUAAUCUCUGGUUCAAACCUGACGAGUUUGUCACUUGGACUCCAAACGCUUCUAAAUGGCUUCUCUAA